Molecule: messenger RNA, 3447 nt
Organism: Kogia breviceps (pygmy sperm whale)
Lineage: Eukaryota; Metazoa; Chordata; Mammalia; Artiodactyla; Physeteridae
Gene: ZNF281
Product: zinc finger protein 281
Biological process (GO): regulation of transcription by RNA polymerase II
Cellular component (GO): nucleus
Molecular function (GO): DNA-binding transcription factor activity, RNA polymerase II-specific
Source: RefSeq, a predicted model, not a curated record
CUGCUCCGGGGCAUGAAAGUCGGCAGCGCGUUCCUGAGCGGCGGCGGCGGCGGCGCGGGUAGCGGCGGGCGGGCGGAGAUGGAGCCCAGCUUCCCGCCGGGCAUGGUGAUGUUCAACCACCGGCUGCCCCCGGUCGCCAGCUUCGCGCGGCCGGCGGGCGCGGCCGCCCCUCCCCCGCAGUGCGUGCUGGCCGCCGCCCCGGCCGCGGCCCCGGCCGCCGAGCCCCCCCCGGCGCCCGCCCCGGACGUGACUUUCAAGAAGGAGCCGGCGGCGCCCGGCGCGGCCUUCCCGGCGCAGAGGACCUCCUGGGGCUUCCUGCAGUCGCUGGUCAGCAUCAAGCAGGAGAAGCCGGCAGACCCCGAGGAGCCGCCGGGCGCCCCCCAUCCCCACUACGGAGGGCUGUUCGCGGGGGCCGACGAGCGGGCGCCGGGGCUGGGCGCCGGGGACGCGGCCGGCCCGGGCGUCAUCCAGGACCUGAGCGUCCUGCACCCGCCGCCGCCGCCCGCCCCGCACCCCCGCGACGUGCUGCUCGGCCGGACUGACGACCCCCGCGGCCCCGAGGAGCCCAAGCCGGACGCGAGCGUCAAGAAGGCCAAGAGGCCAAAGCCAGAAUCUCAGGGAAUCAAAGCCAAGAGGAAGCCGGGCGCAUCUUCCAAGCCGUCGCUGGCUGGAGACGGAGAAGGCGCCGUCCUGUCCCCAAGCCAGAAACCUCACAUCUGCGACCACUGCAGCGCCGCUUUCCGCAGCUCCUACCACCUGCGGCGGCACGUCCUCAUCCACACCGGGGAGCGGCCCUUCCAGUGCAGCCAGUGCAGCAUGGGCUUCAUCCAGAAGUACCUGCUGCAGAGGCACGAGAAGAUCCACAGCCGGGAGAAGCCCUUCGGGUGCGAUCAGUGCAGCAUGAAGUUCAUCCAGAAGUACCACAUGGAGAGACACAAGCGGACGCACAGUGGAGAAAAGCCAUACAAAUGUGACACUUGCCAGCAGUAUUUCUCAAGGACUGAUAGACUGUUGAAGCACAGGCGCACGUGCGGCGAAGCCCUGGCGAAGGGGCUGCCCAGCGCAGAGCCUGGCUCAUCCAGCAACCAUAGCACCGUGGGUAACCUGGCUGUGUUGUCUCAGGGAAGUACAAGUUCUUCAAGGAGAAAAGCAAAGUCGAGAAGCAUAGCUGUUGAAAACAAGGAGCCCAAGACGGGGAAAGCAAAUGAAUCCCAUAUGUCAAACAGUAUAAACAUGCAGAGUUACUCCGUAGAAAUGCCUACUGUGUCUUCCAGUGGGGGCAUCACCGGCACUGGCAUAGAGGAGCUCCAGAAGAGGGUGCCAAAACUGAUCUUUAAGAAAGGAAGCCGGAAGAGCAUGGAUAAAAACUACCUGAACUUUGUGUCACCGUUACCAGACAUAGUUGGACAGAAGUCCUUGUCUGGGAAACCGAGUGGCUCCCUUGGCAUCGUGUCAAACAGUAGCGUGGAGACCGUUAGCCUUCUCCAGAGUACAAGUGGCAAACAAGGUCAAAUGAGCAGUAAUUAUGACGAUGCCAUGCAGUUCUCAAAGAAAAGAAGAUACCUACCCACCGCCAGCAGCAACAGUGCCUUUUCCGUGAACGUGGGACACAUGGUCUCCCAGCAGUCCGUCAUUCAGUCGGCGGGCGUCGGUGUUUUGGACAGUGAGGCCCCGUUGUCCCUUAUUGACUCCUCGGCCCUGAAUGCGGAAAUUAAGUCUUGUCAUGACAAGUCGGGAAUUCCUGACGAGGUUUUACAAAGUAUUUUGGAUCAGUACUCCAGCAAGUCAGAGAGCCAGAAGGAGGAUCCUUUCAACAUAACAGAACCACGAGUGGAUCUGCACGCCUCAGGAGAGCACUCAGAACUGGUUCAAGAAGAAAAUUUGAGCCCAGGCACCCAGACUGCUUCACAUGACAAGGCGAGCAUGUUGCAAGAAUACUCCAAAUACCUCCAGCAGGCUUUCGAAAAAUCCACGAAUGCAGGUUUUACUCUGGGACACGGUUUCCAAUUUGUCAGUCUGUCUUCACCUCUCCACAACCACACUUUAUUUCCAGAAAAACAGAUAUACACUACAUCUCCUUUGGAGUGUGGUUUCGGCCAGUCUGUUACCUCAGUGUUGCCAUCUUCGUUGCCAAAGCCUCCUUUUGGGAUGUUGUUUGGGUCUCAGCCAGGUCUUUAUUUGUCUGCUUUGGAUGCCACACAUCAGCAGUUGACACCUUCCCAGGAGCUGGAUGACCUGAUAGAUUCUCAGAAGAAUCUAGAGACUUCAUCAGCCUUCCAGUCCUCAUCUCAGAAACUGACUAGCCAGAAGGAACAACAGAAAAACUUAGAGUCCUCCACGAGCUUUCAGAUCCCAUCUCAGGAGUUAGCUGGCCAGAUGGAUCCUCAGAAGGACGUAGAGCCCAGAACAACGUACCAGAUUGAGAACUUUGCACAAGCGUUCGGUUCUCAGUUCAAGUCGGGCAGCAGGGUGCCAAUGACCUUUAUCACGAACUCUAAUGGAGAAGUGGACCAUAGAGCAAGGACUUCAGUGUCAGAUUUCUCAGGGUAUACAAACAUGAUGUCUGAUGUUAGUGAGCCAUGUAGUACCAGAGGAAAGACCCCCACCAGCCAGAGUUACAGGUAAGGUCCCAAGAGUGACCAGGCUGGAGGUCUUCUAAUGUAAUUUUGUUUUAUUUUGAGAACACUGCCAUUGGAAUGUUUCUACACGAUCCUAUUAAGAAUAAUGUAAUGCCCUUUCAAUGCAACUUUUCAUAUUUAGUUUAUUUUGUUAGUGUGAUUUUAGCUCUGUUUGUAUUAUGAUUUUUAAUCAAAAUCAAUAGAUUAAAAUAGUUUGACAUUCGAAGUGACAAUGUUUAGCAAUCAAAUUUAAUGUAUAGAUCGUCAGGGAAUAGCCCCAAAGUUUUAAAUGCAAAAAAAAACAAAACAACAAAAAAACCGUACAAAAAAAGAAAACAAAACAAAAAAACACACAAAAACAAAAAAACAAAAAAAAAACUUUGUUGCUAGGAUUAAGGUUAUUCUAAUUGCUUUACUCUCAGGAAAGUGUAAUAACGCAUGGGAAUUCUGUACGUUAUCACUGUAAUGGAAUAUCCAACUUACAGAUAGUAUGAUAAUACAUUUCAUCACUUAAGUAAGGGAUCGAAAACAUUUCAAAUUGCUCUAUCUGGGCUGAUACGAUACACGUGUCAUCAUUUAAGUAAGGGAUCGAAAACAUUUCAAAUUGCUGUCUCCAUCUGGGCUGAUCCAAAAUUCUGAGAUGUUGGCUACCUAUAUUUUGUUGCAGCUUUUAAAUGUACUCUGAACUUCCAAACCAUAUUCAUUCCAGCCUGGUAGAACAAAUAUUCUUGGAUCUUUGAUCAAAGCCUGGAAUGAUAGCUUUAAUAAUAGGAAAAAAGAAAGAAAAAGGCACCCUCUCCCUAUCGCAACUGCAGCAAGGCUGUGUGAC